Zophobas morio is the source of this 452-nucleotide messenger RNA. RefSeq lists its product as uncharacterized. The record is from RefSeq and is a predicted model, not a curated record. The transcript has 5 exons. Bases 35 to 409 code for a protein of 124 amino acids. NCBI's taxonomy places the organism in Eukaryota, Metazoa, Arthropoda, Insecta, Coleoptera, Tenebrionidae.
CAUAAGCUUGACUUAUAUUACGGGAUUACCGGUUAUGUCUAAGCCUAAUUUACUACCCGUGGUGCCCAAAAUAAUAGGAGAAACAUCCUGCAAGUUUGGCCCGAGCAAUAAUCAACUGUUUCACUUUAAAAAUAUUUUGUUUGAGAGGCCUUUUUACAAUUCUCGGGAACCUAACAUAAAAUCGGGAGUAAAGUAUCUUACAAGAAAGAGGAUUGGCCCUGAACUUGUUAAAUAUUACGUUGAUCCAGAUGUGCGUUUGGAUUUCCUUGCUGCACAAAGGUACAUGAAAAACAUCGGGCACAUAAAAUCUUUUGAAGAGAAACUGAAGGAUUACCCGUGGAAUUGUUUUAAAAAGCCGAAGCCAGCCAGAAAGAUUGCCUUAACUUCAAAAAAGAAGUCCAAAGCAUAAAAAUAUUGUACUGCGGAGCUUUUAAAAAUUAUUAUUUGAGUUU